Molecule: messenger RNA, 1137 nt
Organism: Debaryomyces hansenii CBS767
Lineage: Eukaryota; Fungi; Ascomycota; Pichiomycetes; Serinales; Debaryomycetaceae
Gene: FDH1
Product: formate dehydrogenase (NAD+)
Exons: 1
Coding region: 1-1137 (378 amino acids)
Cellular component (GO): cytosol
Molecular function (GO): oxidoreductase activity, acting on the CH-OH group of donors, NAD or NADP as acceptor; NAD binding; formate dehydrogenase (NAD+) activity
Source: RefSeq, a predicted model, not a curated record
AUGUCUAAAGGAAAAGUUUUAUUAGUUUUAUAUAGGGGAAAUGAACAUGCCAAGCAAGAAAAGAAGUUGUUGGGAUGUUUGGAAAAUGAGUUAGGGAUCAGGGAAUUCAUUGAAUCAAAUGGAUACGAACUUGUUGCUACCGAUGAUAAAGACUCAGGCCUCUCGUCCCAGGUCGAUCAGGAAUUGAAAGAUACAGAAAUCAUUAUCACCACGCCAUUUUUCCCGGCCUAUAUCACCAAAGAAAGAAUUGCUAACGCUCCCAAAUUGAAAAUGUGUAUCACGGCGGGUGUGGGUUCCGACCACAUUGAUUUGAACGCAGCCAACGAAAAGAAGAUCGCUGUAACUGAAGUUACUGGUUCUAAUGUGGUUUCAGUUGCAGAGCACGUUCUCAUGACCAUGCUAGUUUUGGUUAGAAACUUUGUUCCUGCUCAUGAACAAGUCAAGAAAGGUGAAUGGGACAUUGCAGGAGCUGCGAAAGAUGAGUAUGAUUUGGAAGAUAAGGUGAUUGCAACAGUUGGUGCAGGUAGAAUUGGUUAUAGGGUGUUGGAAAGACUCAUUGCCUUCAAUCCAAAGAAAUUGUUAUACUACGACUAUCAAGACUUACCAAAAGAUGCAAUUGAUAAGUUGAACCAGGCUUCUAAAUUAUUCAAUGGUAGGGACAACAUCGUAGAAAGAGUUGAAAGCUUAGAAGACAUGGUUGGCCAAGCAGACGUAGUCACCAUUAACUGUCCAUUGCAUGAAAAGUCUAAGGGUUUGUUCAACAAGGAUUUGAUUUCUAAGAUGAAAGAUGGUGCUUGGUUAGUUAAUACUGCCCGUGGUGCCAUUUGUGUUGCAGAAGAUGUUGCUGCAGCAGUCAAGAGUGGAAAAUUACGUGGUUACGGUGGUGAUGUUUGGUAUCCUCAACCAGCACCAAAAGACCACCCUUGGAGAGAAAUGCAAAACAAGUAUAAUGCUGGUAAUGCAAUGACUCCUCACGUCAGUGGUACUUCCUUGGAUGCGCAAGCAAGAUAUGCUAACGGGGUUAAGAGUAUCUUAAACAGUUAUUUCACUGGUAAGCGUGACUAUAGACCCCAGGAUGUUAUUGUUAUCGAUGGUGACUACGCAACGAAGGCCUAUGGUCAAAGAAAUAAGAAAUAA